Gryllus bimaculatus (two-spotted cricket) is the source of this 4638-nucleotide messenger RNA. Lineage: Eukaryota; Metazoa; Arthropoda; Insecta; Orthoptera; Gryllidae. The record is from the annotation of a GenBank genome assembly.
CAAUGAGCUGUCAGCUGUGUCGUCAAAGAGUAGAGGGAGUAGGGGUAGAGUUGGAAAAGAGAAACAUACGUGUAAUCCUAUUACUCUUUGGAUAAUGUGUGUGUUGGCCCGUCGCUGCGUACAGUAGCAGUAAAACGUGGAUGAACGUGGAACUGGCCUUGAUGGUCUUUGAGUGCCCAGUAAUUCACCUUUAAUAAUUUAUAAUGGCUUGUAUAAGAUAGCGGAAAGUUGCAGAAUUAUCCGGCAACGAUUUUUAUUUAAACCAGUUGAAUUUUGAGCUACAAUAUGGCUCCACAAAAAGGAAAGCAAGGUACCAAAGGUCAGAAGCAAAUUGUGGAUGACAAUCAAGCCACUUUAAAUUUCUAUCGCAAUAUGGUUUUUAUAGCCAGUGGAACUUUUCUUACAGUGACUUGUGUCUUCUUUGACAGCUUUACAAUAAGCAAUACAGUUUUGUUCCUUUUUGCGGCUAUUGUGUAUGUUGCCAGUUAUCAGUUCAUGUCUUAUAUGGCACGUGCCAAGUACACAGAUGCUGGGCAACUGCUAGAUGCUGGAGUUGACUUGAACAUGGAAGGGGGCAUUGCAGAGCAUGUGAAAGACCUGAUUAUUUUAACUUCCGGCUGUCAGCUUCUGUCACUCAUAAGCAAUUAUUUUUGGUUGCUGUGGCUGCUGGCUCCUGCUCGAGGUUUUUGGAUUCUGUGGCGCAGUGUAUUGGCACCUUGGUUCUUUCAAGAAGAGCCACAAUCUGCUGCAAUGACUGAAGCUGAAGAGAAGAAGCAGCGGAAAUUGGAACGAAGGAUGCGUCGACACUGACAGUCUGGUGAAAAUACAGCAUGAUGGCCCAUUGUAGAAGUCGGUCAUUGCUGAGCAGAGCUGCCAAUUCAUGGAUGUAUGGGCAGUAGUGGUUGUGGUGCAGCACAUUUGUGCCAGAAUCUAACGUCUUGGUGUUUGGGAUCAGAAUUGGGUUGUGUCCAUAACAUGUCGGCUAAGGGUUUUUAUGGUAAAGUCUGGGAUAUAUUACGUCACCUCUUGUUUGAAGGUGGGUGGCAUUUCAACAUUUUUCAUUGUUUUCAUUGUGGGUACUGAUUUAGACAUUGACUUUUGGAUGAAGAAUACCUUUUAAACAUGAGCAGUCUCGAAGAUUUUAAAUUCACUUGUAGAAGAGCUGCUUGAUAUGUCAGUGGUACUUACCCUGCCAUGGCAAUGCUUGUUACUUAGGUUAUGUCCCUCACAAUAAAAUUUUCGACUGCAUAUAAAUUUGAUCUCUCCAUGAAGAUACGUAACUGGAAUGUACUGAUGGGAAACAAGUACAGGUACACAUAGAUGUUAUUAUUUCAAGGCUAAUGCUUUGCACUGUUCGGCUUCUCUGUAAGUAAUGGGCUGUGAAAAUUGUUACUUACCACAAAUUAUCUUUUACUGAUUUUUAUCAAACUUUCUCCUUUCACCUUAUCAAUUCAAAUGUUGUGUUCUUUGAGUGAUAUUCUUUACAUUUCAUAAAAAACAAAACAAAAUACUGUUAUCCUUUUACCUAUUCCUCCCUAAUUUGUACUUUGUUUUUAGAGUACUUCUGUGCAUAUUUGCCAUUAAUUUUUGUAGACAAGUGAUCAUCUUUCUGAGUAAACAAUUCAUAAAUACAAUUCAUAUUAGUUUAUGUAGAGUAUACAUAUUUUGUUAACUGCAUUUUCAGAACAGAAAUGUGCUGGGAAUCUAUGGUAUCAAGCGAUAGUUGUGAUUUAAGUUAGCACUGCACUUAUUAAGGUGACUUGAUGAUGUGUAUUAGACAUCACUUCUACAUUAACAGCUGUAAACCCUGUUUAUGGCGUAUCCAACUACAUUUGUUGUGGGACACACUCGAACAGAACACAAAAAUAACUUUCAAAUUAAAAAUAAUCUGAAGUAAUUGUAAGUAAUUACAGAGCAAGUUGGUUAAUGAAUGACAUAAUUUUUUUUAUCUUGACUCCACAUUUCAUUGGAAAGUGUUUAUUUAAACUAAGCAAAUUGCUUGGAAGUCAUUUGACCAAGAACUCAGCCCAUUGUGAUGUUUUAGGGGAGCUUUGUUGUGUGUGUACUUGUUUUUGUUUGUUUUUUUAUGAUUCCCUUGAGAAGUAUCUUUCAAUGAAAUAUGUAUACUGUAAAACAUUUUUGUUUGUGAGCAUAAUUUUCUUAAAUAGUUGUUUAUAAAAAGCUUGCUAUUGACUUGCAAAUGGAAUAAUUAAAAUGAAGCAGAUGAUAUCAGCUAUGUACUUUUGCAUGGACCACAUACUUCUGGAAGCUCACUAUUUCUCAUCAUUUUUGACUUCCCUUUGCAAUGUAGGAGCUUUAGAUUUAUAUGCUCUUGAGGGACCAUUUUCUACCAUGAAAUCAGAUUUAAAUCAAUUGAAGACUGGCCAAAAUUUCUUUACUGUAUUUCCUAUUUUAUAAACUAACAGUAAAUUUUGUAAAGAAAUAACAUUAUCAAUUAAAACAAUUGUUUGUGUAUUUCCGUAAAAAUCUUAAAGAUCCUGAAGUUAAUUGUGAGAAGUAAAAAGAAAAAUAUGAAAGAAUAUCUACAUCUGUGUUGAAUUAGUUACAUUUUAAUUUUAUUUCCUAUCUCCUUACUUGCAAAUUACUGUGCACAGAGCAGUGAAUGUUUUAUACACAAUGCAUUAUUCAUUGAAAGCAAGUAAGUUAUGCUCCCAAGUACUGUUGUACUUCCCUUUAGUGCUGAGAAUUUGUUGAAUAUGCUUGCCAAGCAGUAUAAUAAUUUAUAUGCAUAAAAAUCUUCCAGAUUUCUCCUAGUCUUUCCUGAACCCCUAAAGUCGGGACUUAUACAAUUUUAGGAUUUAUGACUAUGUACAAAUAGCGUUGAAAAUAUCUGAAUUCAAAGUAAUUCAGGGUUAUAGUUUGAAUUGAUGAAAUCUCUCCCAAAACUUAUUCAGUGUAAUUGUUUUCAGACAAGGUUUCUAGAAAAUCUUUUUGAUAUUGUAUUAAAGAAAAAAAGUGGAAAUGUACCUUGAUUGCAAGGAAAAGGUACAGUUAAUGUGUUUUGUUUGAUACUAAUUUUUGUUGCUUUUGGAAUAUAGUACUAUGUAAAAUAAUCAUUAUUAAUUAACGUAGUGAUUGUAAGAUGGAACAUGGUAUUACAAAACAUACAAAUUAAUUAAUUUUUAAAUAAUUGCACUCCAAGUUUACAAGCAGUGUCAGCAUAACAUGCUUUGUUAUGUACCAGCAAAUAUUUCAAAUGUUUUACCAGUACUACUACGGGGAUAUUUUCCUACUUUUAUUUUAAUCGUCAUCGAGAGCAAAUGUGCAUGAUCUCAAGAAAAUAGUUUUGUUUUUCAUACAGUGAUGUAGCAAAAUAUUAGCAAGAUUUGUAUGAAAUAUGAUAAAUCCUUUUAAAUUUUAAUAAUACUUCCAAAUUUUAAAUUCUUAACUUUUAAUGUCUUCCUUUUCUGAUUAUGUGAUAUUAAUGUAAAGCUCCAAAUCUACAUUUGCUUUUAAUUUAAAGAAGUCUAAUGGCAUGCAGCUGCAAAAAUGCUGCUGUGAGUGUGUGGUAAAUGGAGGUUUAGAACAACAAAAAUUUAAUGUUCUGAAAUAGCAUAAGUGAUUACUGAAGUUUUUUCUUCCUUAACGCAUGACAUCAGCUGUGCCAUACACAGUGUCACACUGAGUAUGAGAAUAUACUUGUAAUAUCACUAUGAGAAAUUGCAGAUUAGCAUAAUCAAAUAUUGGCAUUUUUCAGUCAAAAAAACGAAACUGUUUAAUUGUUUUGUACUUUGCCAGUCUUCCUGGGUACCUAACUAAUCAGGGACAGAUCCAGAGAUGAAUCUUGGGGGAAAGGAGGGUUAUUCAAAAUGUUUUGAUUGUGAUGUGAUUUUAUUUGUUUUAAUGAUUAUCUGAAAAUUUUGUGACAAGUUAAAAUAAAUAGUUACUGAAAAAUUUAGUGGUGGUGGGGGAUUUUACUUCAUUUCCCUCCCAGUGGAUCUGCACCUGAACUAAUCCAUUGACACUUCUCACUUUGCCAAAGGCUGCGUUGUGUUGUCAAUUACCAUAUAUUUGAAAUUAGUAAUAUCAUUCAGCAGUUUUUGUAACUUCAAAUGGUCAUCUCUCUUUCAUUUAUCUAAGGAACAGAUAAAUUCUGCCAAUAUAAUAUGAAUGUUAGAAAAGUUGAAUUUGUGCGUAUAUUAUUAAGUUUUAUUCUAGUCUCUCAGUGUCAGGUAUUUUUUUGUUAGGUUGGAGCAAUCAGGACGAAAAAAACCUUUUCAUCCUGUUGAUUAGUUUCUUUUUGCUCAGUGGAAAGUUAAAAAAGUAAAUGUGGACUCAAUAUGUAAUUAAAAAGCAUUACACAUUUUGUUAAGAGUUUGUAGAGGGGUUAUGAUAUUUAUGUAGUGCAUAGUAAGUAAACUAUGCAAAAAUGUGUGUAUAAACUUUGUUACUUUUUUUGCAACCAGGAUAAGACUGAUGAAUUGGAGUGGAAAGGAAAUACUGCUUGGUAAAACUUUCUGAUUUGUUUCUUUCAGAAAAUUGUAAAUUUUCCUCCACCCUAGAUCCUGCAUUUUUGUUAUUGUCGCAAGUCAUGUACAGAAGAAUCAGUAUAUCUUCAUGGUUGUGAAUAAUGCUACUGCAAUUAUGAAUUGCUUGUAAAUAAAGAAAACCUCAAUU